UUCGCGUGGCGGGGGCGGCAACGACGAUGACAUUAUUUUAUUUAUGCUGUGAUAGUGAAAUAACAACCACAACAACAACAACAACACCAAGAACCACAACACUCAGCCCCCGAAAAUCAAUCGCAAUAUUUUCGACAAGAACCGCAGAACCAAUGGAUAGUCAUUACAUUAGGCGUUAAAAACGGGAAAUUAACCAAAAGCUUUAACCAUAAAUAAAAAAACACCAAGCAAGUCGUUGCAAACCGUAUAAAUAAGUAAAUAACUACUUAAUGCAUAGUGAAAACAGCACCAAUUAGCGCAUAACCUAUAAAAUAUUAGUCAAUAUGUUUAGCUAGUUCCAAUUUACGUAGAUAACAUUUAAUUAGUGGCUUCAAACAAAACACCAAAGGAAAACCAACAACACAACCAGCAAAAGGGGAAAAACCAAUACCUAGUUCAAUUGUACGGAACGCAAAACAAACGAAUAGCGAUUAGGAAAACUGGCCAACUGAUAAGGCUGGCGAAAAUAUUAAGCUUAUUGCGAAUAGGAAAUAAUAAUAGCAACUACCCCCCCAUCCGCGCCGAAAGCCCCGAAAAGCGAGUUCAUUCAGAAAACGUGCCACACAACCGGACGGCAGCGACGUCGACCGCGGCAGCGACGGACAACGGACAACGGUAAAUGUCAAAGUCAUAAAGAGAAAGCGGAGAAACGCCGAUGAGAGAAAGCUCGACCCAAAUGUCAAAAUCAUAAGGAGCUUUUGGAAGAAGCAACGUCAAGUGUCAAAAGCCUAAAGACAGAGCAGGCAAAAGUGCCGGAAAGAGAAGCUCAAUACCAAGGGGAUAACCCUCGGUUAAACAGUUAACCGGAGCUUUUGAGUAAUAAAGCCAUAACUGUAAAACUCCAAGAGCAAGAAAUACAAAAUUUAUGCAUCAACAAAUAAUAUUUUGCCAAAAUCUUAACUAGAAAGGAUAGCAUGCUUAAAUGGAUAAUGUCUCUGUUAUCUGUCGGUUAAAAUUUAUUGGUUAACAUCAAAGAGAUUUAAUAGGUCACACAAAAUCCUUAGAAUAGCUUUACUCAAGAGAAGCCCAUGUUAACUUGACAUAGUUUCUGUCAAAACUCAAGAGAAAAGCUGGGGAUAAAGGAAGAAAAGCCCAAAGAAAGGAAGAGUAAAAGCUCAGUGAAUCUUCCUAAAACUAGACCAAUGCGAAAGCCUUAAGUGGAUGCACAGGAUAAAAGCUCAAGCACAGCUUUUGGCCAGGACACAAGCCAAUAUAUUUCCAGACCAAUGGCCAGCACAGCGGUGGGAGCGGGAGGAGGAGGAGGCCCAGGAGCGCCAGCGGGAUCAGCGCAUCCCGACGACGCAAGCAGCAUGAGCGACGACGUCUUUGAGGACGCGGAGACCACCCAGGCCAGGAUCGAGGAGCUGCGUCGUCGGCCCUUCGGCGACGGCUGCUACAAUCCCCCCGCAGCACCCGCCUCCGUUUCCGCCUCGAUAACGACCACAACGACGCAGCAGCAACACCACGACCACAAUCCACACUACCAGCACCACCAGCACCACCAUCACAGCCAGCUGAGCCUGACCGGAAGCCAUCACUACCACGACGAUGCCAUCAUGGCCCCCGUUCAGCGCUCGGCCACCGGAUAUCCGGGCUACCGACCCUCCCGCGAGGCCAUGCAGAUGUACGCGUACGGAGCCGAGGACUACGAGGACGACUACAACGACGGCUGGCGAUCGUAUCGCUACGACGAGGUGGACAUGCACCCAGCACCGCCCACCGCCCAUCAGCAGCCCUUCGACGAUACGGUCAACCACAAGACGAUCCUGCUGGGCGACUCGGGAGUGGGCAAGACAUCCUUCCUGGUCAAAUACAACACGGGCGAGUUCCGGCUGGGCUCCUUCUCCGCCACAGUGGGCAUCGCGCUGACGAACAAAGUGGUGGUCGUCGACGGGACACGCGUCAAGCUGCAGAUCUGGGACACGGCCGGUCAGGAGCGAUUCCGGAGCGUCACCCACGCCUACUACCGCGACGCCCAUGCUCUGCUGCUGCUGUACGACGUGACCAACAAGACCACCUACGACAACAUCCGCGCCUGGCUGGGCGAGAUCCGGGAGUACGCGCAGGAGGACGUGGUCAUCGUUUUAAUAGGAAACAAGGCCGACUGCAGCGGCAGCGAGCGGCAGGUGAAGCGGGAGGAUGGGGAGCGCUUGGGCCGGGAGCACAACGUGCCCUUCAUGGAGACCUCGGCCAAGACGGGACUCAACGUGGAGCUGUCCUUCACAGCGGUGGCCAGGCAGCUGAAGAGUCGCGGCUACGAGCACGGCGAUGAUGGAAAGUUCAAUGUGCAUGAUUUUGUGCGUGACAAUACAAAGGCGCGCUCGGUUUGCGCCCAAUGCAGAAAUAUGUAAUUGCACUUGCCAUUGGCCAGGUCGCGACUAACAAAGCCAAAUGCUCCCGAUCCCGCGCACAAAGACAACAAUAAACCGGCAGUCAGAUCGAAGGGAAGGGGAAGUGAAGUGAGAGGUGGGCGUAUAGAUACGGAUUACUGAAGGAUGUACGUAGGGCAGAGUCGAACUUCUGCAUUUAUUGAACAACAAAUUAAACACAAAGACACUCGACAAGAUGGCACCAAUUUUGUAAGAACCUAGCGAGAGGGUAGAGUACUCGGUAUGUUUUGUAUGUAAAUGGGAUUUUCGGGGCGGAACGGGACGCGAUACGCAUAAUUUUUUUAGGGCAGGCCAUUGGCAAUGCGUAAGGCAUAAGUAGGCCAAUCCAAUGCAUAAAUAUUGAAUUAUAUAUAUACAAAUAUCCAUAUACAACUGCAUAAAUUACUUUAACGAGGGGACGUGAGAGAGGAAACGCAGCAAAAUCAUGCAACAUUGAGAUUUAUCCAGCACGCCGUUGGACUUCGCUGAGGAUCGUCUUCAAUUGUACCUACCGACAAACCCACAACUACAGCCCAGAGGAGAUCUCGAGAAGUACAAAGCCCAAAUAAUGAGAAACAAUCACUCAAUUUACCUACGAUUAGUUCUAUUGUUUUACUCCUAAUUGUUAAGUGUUAUGGCCUAUCGUUAAGUUUUAGUCGAGUUUUAGUCACUCGAGGCCCCUGGAAAAUUAUUUACACACCCCACUUAUGAAUACCCUACGCAACUAAGUUAAUUACUACUACUUACGUCUACCUAUUGUAAGCCCUAGACAAAAAACCCAUUCGAAUCUAUUUUGAGGAGCGCGCCCAGGCGAAGGUGGCGAAUAAUCGGAGGCAGUUGAACCUAUUACUAUACUGGGCUACUACAGCUGAGGAAAAAGAAUCCGACGCAUGCAUAUAUCAUGUAAACUAGCUACUAAACAGCGUUAUAUUCAAGCAGACGUCAAGUCUAUACCAUAAACAGCAAAUACAUAUUUACAGUGAAUGUGGUUUAAAAAAACGAA
This is a messenger RNA of Drosophila biarmipes, 3411 nucleotides long. It is a transcript of the gene Rab26, whose product is annotated as ras-related protein Rab-26. The coding region runs from base 1266 to 2390 and encodes 374 amino acids. NCBI's taxonomy places the organism in Eukaryota, Metazoa, Arthropoda, Insecta, Diptera, Drosophilidae. The record is from RefSeq and is a predicted model, not a curated record. Gene Ontology annotation, cellular component: endosome; Golgi apparatus. The transcript is spliced from 5 exons. Gene Ontology annotation, molecular function: GTPase activity; GTP binding.